CUCUCUCUCUCUCUCUCUACAAUGGGAAGGAAGAUGUGCAUUGUAAUGUUCUCUGUAGUUAUGAUGCUGCAAUAUUUACUGGUAGAGAACCAUCACGGCAUCACCCAAGGCAGCCUUCAACCUCAAGAGUGCGGUCCACGUUGCACCGAAAGAUGCUCAAAAACAGCGUUCAAGAAGCCAUGCAUGUUCUUCUGCAAAAAGUGCUGUGCAAAGUGCUUGUGUGUGCCUUCGGGAACUUACGGGAACAAGGAAUCCUGUCCUUGCUACAACAAUUGGAAGACCAAGAGAGGAGGACCCAAAUGCCCUUGA
Alnus glutinosa is the source of this 309-nucleotide messenger RNA. RefSeq names its product protein GAST1. The record is from RefSeq and is a predicted model, not a curated record. Lineage: Eukaryota; Viridiplantae; Streptophyta; Magnoliopsida; Fagales; Betulaceae.